This is a messenger RNA of Penicillium riverlandense, 651 nucleotides long. RefSeq lists its product as uncharacterized. The transcript is spliced from 2 exons. The coding region runs from base 1 to 651 and encodes 216 amino acids. The record is from RefSeq and is a predicted model, not a curated record. Lineage: Eukaryota; Fungi; Ascomycota; Eurotiomycetes; Eurotiales; Aspergillaceae. Gene Ontology annotation, molecular function: catalytic activity; thiamine pyrophosphate binding.
AUGCGCGAGGCGGACAUGAUCGUCUCCUUCGAAUGGGUCGAUCUCGCGAGAACACUGCAGGCCGCGUACCCACAGAGUGAGGAAGCAACUGCCAAGGUUGUCCAUAUCAGCCUCGACUCGGCGCUGCAUAACGGCUGGUCCAAGGACCACUUUGGUUGUCCGGUGUACCACUCAAUCACAGCAGGUGCAGACAAGUUCGUCUUCGGUUUGCUUCAAAAUGAUUCAGUGUCGCCUGUGGCCCGAGAAUGGACGGAUUCCCCGCCUAUCCCUGGAUCAGUCCCGGCCGACGGUGAGGAUAUCUACAUAAGCCACCUCUCCCAGGCGCUAUGCGCGCGAAGCACCCCCUGGCCUACCUGGGCCAGGACGGGGGGUGGCGGCGUGGCCUCUGGCCUCGGACAAGCGGUCGGAUCCGCACUGGCAUUGAAAGACAGCGAUCUGCUGCCCGUGGCGAUCCUGGGCGACGGCGAUUUUCUGAUGGGCGGAUCUGCGCUGUGGACGGCGGCACGGUACGACCUGCUCCUGCUGGUAAUCGUGGCUAACAACGCGUCCUUCAAUGACCAAGUCACCAGGAGCGUGUGGCCCGCGCCCGCAGCAGGCCUGUCGAAAACAAGUGGAUUGGGAUCCGGAUCGACGACCCUUUACUGGAUCUGA